CGGGAAGACGAGAGAAGCGGACUGAUUUUCUCUACUAUGGAUGGGAAUAUCUACGAUCAGUUUGGGGAGGCCAUUGACAGAAAGUUUGGAAGAGUGAGGGUUGAAGCCCAACGAAGAGCGGCAGCUGGGCCACCACCCCCUGCCAUGUUCAGGCUAUGGCAGGAAAAGGAGAAACCACCGUUUGGGGUGGAAGAAGUGAGGAGCGAUGAGGAAGUGACUCAAGGGCUGCGAGGAGGAAGUGAGACGGAAGAGGCCAUAAUCAUUGAGUCAGAUGACGAGGAUGAGGAGGAAAGAACGGAGCCUCUGUCCGUCUUAUUUGAGAAGAUGGAGAACUUGCUGGAUAAGAUGGGGAGGUACCAACAGGAGUUGGUAGGCCUCUGUGAAGGAGUGAAAGAAUGGAAGUCUAAUGUCCCCACAAUAUUCCUCUAUGACUCCGGCCCAGAGUGGGCGACCCGGAGUAAAUGUGGUGGGGUCGUGCCCUCAACCAGGAAUGAGGAGGAGACCCCUCACUCCGCAGGCCCGGCUGGCACAGGCAGCGCGAACGAGGAAUCAAGCCAAGGCCAGGGACGGCUCAAGCAGGGUUCUCAAAGGCGGUACAAGACGGUAGAUAAGAAGUGYCGCCUGRUACCCGUCCUCGUUACAGAGGACGAUGAAGCAUAUUACGAGAGGGAACGAGGGUUGAUUCGACAAAUGAGGGAAAGUGCUUUAGCAGGGCCAUGUCGUAUCAACGAAGGGAACGAGAAGGAGUUGAUCAUAGGGGAGUCUGAUUUGCUGCUGCCUCAGGAGCGAACACUGAUGGUGGAAUUAAUGAAGAGGAAGCAUCGCGCCUACGCGUUUAGUGACGAGGAGCAUGGCAGACUGGAUGUAGAUAAGAUACCUAUGAUCCGCGUCCACACCGUGCCACACGAGCCUUCGAACAUGAGAGGGGCGCGAUAUCCCAAUCCUGACGAGGAAAGGAAGGUGGUGGAUUAUCUCGACGGCAAGAUACGUACUCACGUCGCCGACUAUUCAAGUGGACCGUAUGUGUCCCCGUGGUUCUGCUUUAUUAAGCCUAACGGGACGCUGCGGUGGGUGCAUGAUUUGCAAAGAUUGAAUGCAGUGACCGUGCGAGAUGCUGGAGGACUGCCGAAUGCAGACGCGCUGUCGGAAUCCUGUGCUGGAAGGCCUAUAAUUUCGCUUAUACACCUUUACUCAGGAUACGAUCAGUUCCCAGUCUACCCGUCGGAUAGGCCGGAAGGGGAGGCGGUGGAGAAUACGCCCCCAGUUGAUGGAUUUCUGGAUCAGGAAGAAGAUGUUCGUCUCCAUAUCAAUAAGUGGUCGGAGCGAGUGCCCAGCUGUGUAGGCUAUCCUAUUUGGCAAGCGCUGAGCGGAUAUGAAAGGAGGACCGAGCUGGUCCUCAAACCCUUUAAAGAAGAGGAUCCCUGGGGCGGUAAGAAUGUUCAAUGGAUGAUGGAAUUAGCGCUGGCCAGCUCGCAUAGCCUGGUGGAGGAUAUGAGGACGAUUGAGGAAGGACCUGGCCAGGUAGAACGGCAUGAGGACCUGAUGGGAGGAAUGUAUCUCCUCGUCAAUACGUUAUUGCAGGAAAGCCUAGACCAGUCAAGCUCAUUGAACCUGGCAGGGAAUGUGGACGAAAUACCCGAGAGCCAGGACGACGAGUUCGAGGAAGGGGAAAUUAAGGAAGUUUUUUGUGCAGAGAAGUACGACGAGAUCUACCUAGAGCUGGGGCGUCUUCUGUCAUGUGAAAUGCGGCUAAGAGAUGCGAGCGACAGGGCUCAAAGGAUGCUGCAGCGCUACUUAGUGCGAGACGGUUACCUUUUUGUGAGAAGGGAAGUGGGGAAUCCCAGGAGAGUCGUCUGCGGUAAGAAUCGUCAGAUCGACGUCGUAGCAGCGCUUCACGAUGGUAUUGCAGGAGGACAUCGAGGGGUACAAGCCACAUAUGCCAAGAUAAGUAAGCUGUCUGACUUUACGAAGACAGCCAUGCCAAGAGGAGGGAAGGGGACACGGCCACCUCAGAGGCCGUUGGGCGCAUCAAGAGGAUAUGAGCGGCAUGGGCCUCGCCAUCGAGAGAGUACUCCAGUCUACAAUGAUGGGGACAUCGAGUUAUUCCUGGACAGUUUCUGGGAGCAUGCGAGGCGUAUGGGCUGGACCAUCGCUCAGGCGAUUGAGAGAUUGAGGGGAGCAGAUAUUCCUCGGUGGAGGGCGUCGCUUCAGGGUGAGGGGCAUGGGGAGCAAGCAGAGGAGGUGUCACAAGAGGAGGUGUCACGAGAGGAGGUGCCACGAGAGGAGGUACCAGAGAGGGAGAUACCACGAGAGGAGAUGCCACGGGAGGAGGUACCACAGGAAGAGGUCCGGGGUACUCAGCGAGAGAGAGGGUUGGGCGAUAAGGGGAGACGUGCAGGGAAGGAAGUGAUAGAGGUUGGAGAGGACACGCCCCCACAGACGCCAGCAGUGGGUUUGAGACUCGGGGAUGCACCAGGGAGCAUCCGGCAGGCAAAGGAGGGGUUGCAGAGAGAGGAGACCCCUUUACCUUCGCCAGAAAAGACUCCUUCGACAGAAGGGAGGGCAGAAAGGAGGAGAGAGAGGGCAGCUGUAAGGAGAGAAACUUUGAUCGUGAUUGAUAGGCACCUAGCAGCUCAUGCCCUGGAGCACCCAGACCUGGAGGAGCCAGCACCUGCAGAGCCACGCCAGGAGUCAUGCCAGCCCGAGAAGGAGAUGGAAGCAGAGAUCCCAAAGAGGGUCGAUCUCCGCACGAGGGAAAGGGUGUCAGCUGGAGAGAUGGCUAAAGAAAAGAGGGCGAGACGAACCAGGCGGAUAGAUGAGAUAUGGUAGGAGAGGUAGAGGUUGGAGGCAGCGGGGGAGCUCCCGGAGCAGCAGCAGGAGAGGCAGAGAUCGGAGGCAGCAGGAGCACUCCCAGGUCAGCCACCCAGCGCACCAGCUAGGGCCCCAGAGAUCCCUGAGAUAUGGAGGGACUUCUGGGAGUAGAGAGGAGAGGAGCUUCCAUCGCCAGUCAGAGCCGGGUUUGGGGUGACUAGGAAGGCGGAAGAAAGGUUAGAUCGUAAAAUCAAGUUUCUGGCCAAGA
Messenger RNA from Chara braunii, 3079 nucleotides. The record is from the annotation of a GenBank genome assembly. NCBI's taxonomy places the organism in Eukaryota, Viridiplantae, Streptophyta, Charophyceae, Charales, Characeae.